This is a messenger RNA of Archocentrus centrarchus (flier cichlid), 2757 nucleotides long. Its product is annotated as CMP-N-acetylneuraminate-beta-galactosamide-alpha-2,3-sialyltransferase 1-like. Lineage: Eukaryota; Metazoa; Chordata; Actinopteri; Cichliformes; Cichlidae. The record is from RefSeq and is a predicted model, not a curated record. Gene Ontology annotation, biological process: sialylation. Gene Ontology annotation, cellular component: membrane. The transcript is spliced from 9 exons. Gene Ontology annotation, molecular function: beta-galactoside (CMP) alpha-2,3-sialyltransferase activity. Bases 443 to 1390 code for a protein of 315 amino acids.
CUGUCAUUUACUAAGUAUGUGUUUUGUCCAACUUUCUUCAUGACAGUCUGUGAUUCCGUAAAUCUUGAAGAUCCUUUGAAAACAUGCUCAGGUCUGCGAACAGUGUCACCCACUUUGACUUAGCUCAAAUGGGGUUGCUCCAGUAGGUGCACGGGGAGUACCAUGUGUUUUUUCCAACUUUCUUCAUGACAGUCUGUGGUUCCGUAAAUCUUGAAGAUCCUUCGGGAACGUGCUCAGUAAGUGUCGUCAUAUGUGAAGUAAAGCAGUCGAGCUGACCAUCUGGUGAUUCUCAGUCCAGCACUGCCAGACCCAUUGGAGAUGAGUAAGGUCAUAAUUGCCUGAUGAGCUAUACGACGGACAAAGCGACAACCCCAAAGAUAGGUUCUCCACCUUUCCACAGCCCAUACACAGAUUGGAUCUUUUCUUCAUUUAAGCUACCAAGAUGUAUUUGAGACUGCGAAAAUCAAGGGUUUGCAUUUUCCCACUGCUAACAAUCACAGCAAUCUCCAUCCUUUUAUGGAAUUUUUCUGGAUAUUUCAUUUGUCAUCGGGAAUCGAGCCUUUGUGGCUGUCACAAGUGUUUAACAGAUGAAGGUGAUCCUUGGUUUAAAUGGAUCAGAGGAGAAGCUCCUAAACCAUUUUUGUCAAGGAGAUAUCAACUCUCAGAGGAUGAUUUCAACUGGUGGAAGAAUUUGCAGGGGGCAAGAUAUCAAAACUUCACUUUCUACAACCAAACAAUAGACAAGGUGUUUCAGAUAAUCACACCCAUUGCAGAUGUUACAGAACCCAGCCCUGAUCACUGCAAGCGUUGCGCUGUAGUGGGGAAUUCUGGAAAUUUGAAAGGAUCACGUUAUGGAGCUCUGAUUGAUUUCCAUGAUAUCGUAAUAAGAAUCAACUACGGCCCUACCAAAGGCUAUGAAACAGAUGUUGGAACCAAAACAACUCAUCGUGUCAUGUAUCCAGAAAGUUCUACUAAAUUGGACAACACAACUCAUCUUUUGUUUUUUCCAUUCAAAACACAUGACUUUCAAUGGCUCUACAAGUGCUUAAAUCCAGGGGAAGGGUAUUUUCGACAUGCUAAUAAAAUAGUCAACAAGGAUUUGAUAAUGAUCCUCCAUCCGGCUUUCAUGAAAUAUGUUCAUCAAGUCUGGCUGGGAAAGAACGGACGUUAUCCAUCCACUGGAUUUCUGACUGUGGUUCUCAGUUUACUGAUGUGUGAUGAGGUCAGUGUAUUUGGGUUUGGAGCAGACAGCGAAGGAAACUGGAGCCACUACUUUGGCAUCCUCAAAAACAAACAAAUAAAAACAGGAGCUCAUCCAGGAAAAUAUGAAUAUGAACUGAUUGAUAAAUUACACAAGAGGAAGAAAAUCUUGUUUUUUAAAGGAUGGUAAUUUUCUUUUUCUAUUUACAAUUGCAUCUUUAUCUGAGGGAACUCAUCAGUAGUAAACCUAAUCCUGUGUCACAAGAAUAUAUAAAUGGAAAAAAAAAAUUCUGAUAUGCAUCAAAAAAUCUGUACAUAUUUUCAAAAAAGGACUUUCUGCUUCACUCCAAAAUAAAGGCUUAGGGUUCAGAGCAAGGGUUGGGAUUGUCACUAAUAAUGACUUAGACCUCAGAGAGGUAACAGAAGCUUCUGUUAACAGGUGUUUAUCCACAAAUAAAAUAUGUAUCAUUAUAAUACUCUCAUCUACCUGUUUCCUCCAAAUCAACAAGAAACCCAAAAUGCAAAGGUGUUUUGUGUUUAGCACUUUUUACUCCAUGAAUUAAUUGAUUAAAUAUUGAGCACCUGGAUGAGUGGGUACAAUGCCAUUCAUAAUAAAGAAAUGGAGUGUUUGGAUAAACAAGUGUAAACAACAAAAUGUUAAAGGGUUAUUUAUUAAUGAAUUAUACCUUUGUGUACUACAAAAUCACACACCAGUAGAUAAAUUCAGUAUGUAAAUUAUAGCAUUGGUUGACAGACAUACAGAGGUCCAUUAAAGGAGACAUAUCACAUUUUUUUGUGUACUUUGAGUGUGUAGGAGUUCAGGAAAUUUAAAUACAUUCUGUCCCAGUGCUGCAUAUAUAUGUUUAUAUUCUUGUCAGUCUGUUCAGUUUUCUCUAUUCCCUGUUACGUCUUCUUUCCUCUUACUUCACAGUAUUUGCUGUGGAACUGCUAAACAAGGACAUGGACUUCCGGCUUACAGAUUUCAUGAAUCCACCAUUUUUUUCUUGCAGUGAUUUUGUUGUCCAAGUUCAGUUAUGCCGAAGUUGCAAGCAGACAAGAAAAAAAAGUUCAGUUGUUGGGUAUAUUAACUAGGGAUGGCAAGAUACCACUUUUUUUAGGUCUGAUACCGAUAUUUUACAUUUGGAUAUCUGACGAUACCGAUACAAAUCCGAUCUUUUUAAAAAAACAAACAAACAAACAAUUGAUUUCAAAUGCCUGGAUAUAUUUUACAAAAGUAAACAGUCUCUCACACAACAAAAUCAAAUCUUUUAGUUGUCCCACGUACAAGACUAAGAACCAGGAAGGGGCAGAGCUUAUCAGGCAGUGGUGACAAAGCUCUGGAACUGUUUACCAUUCCAUCUCCGUUUAGCUGACACUGUGGCGUCUUAAAACAUUGUUGAAAAUGUUUCUGUUUAACCAGGCUUUCUGUUGACUUUAUUUUUAUUAUUUUUCUUUUAAUAUGGUAAUUUUAAUAGGUUUUUAACAUGGUGUUUUAUCUUGGUUUUUUUGAUCUUGUGUUUUAAUUACUGUACAGCGCUUUGUGACUUUUUGUCUGUG